CAUUGCCUAGAAUCCUAGAUAGCCUCCUUCCUAGCUAUAUAUGUACAUCACCACUUUCAUUUUAUUCACACACAUUAUCAUAUACUACUGCUUAUAUAUAGUAUGUAAUAUAUUGAUCACUUCAAAUAAAUCAAAAGCCUCUCUCCCUCUACUUAUACUAUUUCUCACCAACCAUGUAUAGUGUUAAAGGGAUCAUUUCUUCUUCUUAUUCUUCUUCCAACAUUAUUGGGUACUCAAAGAUGUUGCUGGAGAUGGGUGUGGUGAUGAUGAUGGUGAUGAGCUCUUGCAUGUCUUGUGUUAAGGCUGGGAAUUUCAACGAAGACUUUGACUUGACUUGGGGGGGAAACCGGGCCAAGAGGUUUGAAAAGGGCCAGCUUCUGACCUUGUCCCUGGACAGAGUUUCUGGGUCGGGCUUUCAGUCCAAGAAGGAGUAUCUUUUUGGGCGGAUUGACAUGCAGCUCAAGCUUGUUGCCGGCAACUCUGCUGGCACCGUCACUGCCUACUAUUUAUCUUCAGAAGGAACAACACAUGAUGAAAUAGACUUUGAAUUCCUGGGAAAUGUGACUGGUCAACCUUACAUUCUCCACACAAACAUCUACGCUCAAGGGAAAGGUGGGAGGGAGCAACAAUUCUACCUCUGGUUUGACCCAACCAAGAACUUCCACACCUACACUCUCAUCUGGAGGCCCCAAGACAUCAUCUUCAUGGUGGAUAACACUCCGAUAAGAGUGUUCAAGAAUGCAGAAUCAAUGGGAGUGCCGUUUCCGAAGAACCAGCCGAUGAAGAUUUACUCGAGCCUGUGGAACGCUGACGAUUGGGCCACGAGAGGGGGGCUAGUGAAGACAGACUGGUCCCACGCACCCUUCACGGCGUACUACCGAAACUUCAAUGCCCAAGCAUUUACUAGAGCAGCAGCAGAAGAGGCUUCUCAGUUCUCUGAUGGAAAAUGGCAAAACCAAGAACUUGAUGCCUAUAGCAGGAGAAGGCUAAGAUGGGUUCAAAGGAACUUCAUGAUCUACAAUUACUGCACUGACUACCGACGUUUCCCGCAGGGCUUCCCUCCAGAGUGCUAGCUGCCUAGCUAGAUUGUUUAAUAAAGUUCAUAUGUAGUUCCAAUUAAGCGUAACCAUG
Messenger RNA from Cuscuta epithymum, 1131 nucleotides. NCBI's taxonomy places the organism in Eukaryota, Viridiplantae, Streptophyta, Magnoliopsida, Solanales, Convolvulaceae. The record is from the annotation of a GenBank genome assembly.